Messenger RNA from Musca vetustissima, 2311 nucleotides. RefSeq names its product vesicle-fusing ATPase 1. Gene Ontology annotation, molecular function: ATP hydrolysis activity; ATP binding. NCBI's taxonomy places the organism in Eukaryota, Metazoa, Arthropoda, Insecta, Diptera, Muscidae. The coding region runs from base 4 to 2226 and encodes 740 amino acids. Gene Ontology annotation, cellular component: Golgi stack. The transcript has 8 exons. Gene Ontology annotation, biological process: Golgi to plasma membrane protein transport; SNARE complex disassembly; intra-Golgi vesicle-mediated transport. The record is from RefSeq and is a predicted model, not a curated record.
CGCAUGAAAGCCACCAAAUGUCCCACAGACGAGUUAUCGUUGACCAACAAGGCCAUUGUCAAUGUUAAUGAUUUUCCGGAAGAUGUUAAGUAUGCAGAUAUUUCACCCGGACCGGGUCAACAUUAUAUUUUUGCUUUGGAACGUACGGCUGAAGUGCCACGCGGCCAUAUCGGUUUCUCAUUGGUUCAGCGCAAAUGGGCCACAUUAUCUAUUAAUCAAGAUAUUGAAGUUCGUCCAUAUCGUUUUGAUGCCCAUUCAGAUGUCAUUACCUUGGUCUCAUUUGAGACAGAUUUCUUGCAAAAGAAAACAACUUCCCAAGAACCCUAUGAUUCCGACUUAAUGGCCAAGGAUUUUCUAAUGCAAUUUGGUGGCAUGGCCUUGACAGUUGGCCAAACUCUUGUCUUCAGUUUCCAGGAUAAAAAACUUCUGGGCUUGGCUGUUAAAACACUUGAAGCAAUCGAUCCAAAAGCCUUGGGCGAAGGCAAAGAGACAACAACACGUUCGGUACGUUUUGGCCGUAUCACGGGCAAUACAAUUGUACAAUUUGAGAAAGCUGAAAAUUCAGCUUUGAAUUUACAAGGAAAAUCUAAGGGUAAAAUUGUACGGCAAUCGAUUAUUAAUCCUGAUUGGGAUUUCGGUAAAAUGGGAAUUGGUGGUUUGGAUAAAGAAUUCAAUGCCAUUUUCCGUCGUGCUUUUGCAUCACGUGUCAUACCUCCCGAAAUUAUUGAACAAUUGGGUUGCAAGCACGUUAAGGGUAUUUUGUUGUACGGUCCUCCCGGUACUGGUAAAACACUUAUGGCUCGGCAAAUUGGUAAAAUGUUAAAUGCCCGUGAACCGAAAAUUGUCAAUGGUCCACAGAUUUUGGAUAAAUAUGUUGGUGAAUCUGAGGCCAAUAUUCGUCGUUUGUUUGCCGAAGCUGAGGAGGAGGAGAAGAGGUUGGGUCCCAACAGUGGUCUACAUAUAAUUAUUUUCGAUGAAAUCGAUGCCAUUUGCAAACAAAGAGGUUCCGUGGCCGGCAACAGUGGUGUUCACGAUACCGUUGUCAAUCAAUUGUUGGCCAAAAUCGAUGGUGUGGAGCAAUUGAACAACAUUCUUGUCAUCGGUAUGACCAAUCGUCGUGAUAUGAUUGACGAAGCUUUGCUGCGUCCCGGCCGUUUAGAAGUUCAAAUGGAAAUUAGUUUACCCAACGAACAGGGCCGUUGUCAGAUUUUGAAUAUUCACACCAAACGUAUGCGUGAUUUUAAUAAAAUUGCACCCGAUGUAGAUUGCAAAGAAUUGGCCGCAGCCACGAAGAAUUUCAGUGGUGCCGAAUUGGAAGGUUUGGUGCGUGCCGCUCAAUCGACAGCAAUGAAUCGUCUCAUUAAGGCCGAUGCCAAGGUGACAGUCGACCCCGAGGCUAUGGAAAAACUAAAAGUUACACGUGCCGAUUUCUUCCAUGCCCUGGAAAAUGAUAUUAAGCCGGCAUUCGGUACGGCCCAGGAGGUGUUGGAAACAAUGUUGGUACGCGGCAUUAUCAACUGGGGUCAACCGGUGUCACACAUUCUCGAAGAUGGUAUGUUGUAUGUUCAACAGGCCCGUGCUACUGAAAGCUCCGGUUUGGUAUCCGUACUCAUUGAGGGCCCUCCAAAUGCUGGUAAAACUGCUUUGGCAGCUAAACUGGCACAAAUGUCCGAUUUUCCAUUUGUUAAGGUGUGUUCACCAGAGGAUAUGGUGGGCUAUACCGAAUCUGCCAAAUGUUUGCACAUUCGAAAGAUUUUCGAUGAUGCCUAUCGUAGCAUGUUAAGUUGCAUUGUUGUCGAUAAUGUUGAACGUUUAUUGGACUAUGGUCCCAUUGGACCACGUUAUUCCAAUUUGACAUUACAAGCCCUCUUAGUAUUACUUAAGAAACAACCACCAAAAGGACGUAAACUUUUGAUUUUGGUUACCUCCAGCAGGCGUGAAGUAUUGGAAGAAAUGGAAAUGUUGACCGCAUUUACAUCUGUUCUACAUGUACCUAAUUUAUCACUUCCCGAACAAGUUAUUGCCGUACUAGAGGAUUGUGAUCUAUUUAGCAAGGGUGAACUCCAGGCUAUUGGCAAGAAAAUGAGUGGCAAACGCGUUUUCAUUGGCAUUAAAAAAUUAUUGGCCCUCAUUGAUAUGAUAAGGCAAACCGAACCACAGCAUAGAGCCAUAAAAUUCCUCUCGAAAAUGGAAGAAGAAGGUGGUUUGGAAAUGGCGAGACACUAACUACAACGUACAAGUUUUAAUAUGUCCGUGGUGGAGCUCAACGAUGUUUUCUAAGAUAAAGAGAAAAACAACAACAAGAACAAAA